This is a messenger RNA of Oldenlandia corymbosa var. corymbosa, 765 nucleotides long. Lineage: Eukaryota; Viridiplantae; Streptophyta; Magnoliopsida; Gentianales; Rubiaceae. The record is from the annotation of a GenBank genome assembly.
AUGUCCGUGUACGGGCCAUACAUACUUAAUUUGUUUCAUAGAAGCAAGUAUGUGAUAGAGAAUGGUGUAGUGAACACAUUUGAGAACAAGCCGGACGACACUCUUAUUAUUGAUAGUAGGUUGUCAUAUAAUGAGUUGCUUGGUUUGAUUUGUGUGGCGUUUGGUUGGAAUCUUGAAAUAGUUAGGAAACUCUACAUUUCGUUAAUCUUUGUGACUCACGGUAUAAGGCAUACCAUGAAGAUAAAGAAUGAUUCACAUGUUGGGAUCAUCUACCUUCUCGAGCCAAUGACAAGUGUAGAUUUGUACUUAGACACGGAGGAUAUCACUAACCAAGAAAAUGAAAACAAUCAUUAUGGUGGAUCUUUCUUUACACAAGAUGAUCACGUGGAUGAGGGUGAACAAAAUGGUCCAAGGCAAGAACAAGCAAGUAUUUCACGGGUUCAUGAAGAAGAUGGUGGAAGUUUAUUUCCACAAGAUGAUCACAUGGAUGAGAAUGAUUCCAACUACGUAGCUCCAAGCGAAAGCUCAGAAGCACGCGAUCCCUCUUCGAGUAGUGAGGUCGAGGAAAGUGAUGAUGAAGAAUUGGUGAAUGAAGAAAGGGAACUAAAUCCAUUUUUCCGGUGCCAUGUGUAUAAGGAAAUGGGUGAAUGGAAUACCUCGAGUGUUUACAAGGAUGAUCUUGGUAUAAAAAUGUGGGACGAGACUCCCAAGGGAUGGGUAUUAAAGUUUGUUUCAAGUCCCAGGCAGUUCGAUGUAGGACAUUAG